GGAGCCUGAGCCGCGAGCGCGGUGCUGAGGCUCCGCGAGCGAAAAAAUGUCUGCCUGAGGGGAGCCCACAAGUUCUUCGCGGAGGGGGGGGGAGCGCACGGCUCGUCGCGUCCCACCCGGCGGAGCGCGGGGGCAGCAGAGGUGCUCGGCGAGCGACGGCGAUGAACUCCCAGCAGCAGAGGAUGGCCGCGAUCGGCACCGACAAGGAGCUGAGCGACUUGCUGGACUUCAGCGCGAUGUUUUCCCCACCUGUUAAUAGUGGGAAAACCAGACCAACUACACUGGGAAGCAGCCAGUUCAGUGGAUCAGGUAUGGAUGAGCGAACAGGUGCCACAUCGUGGGGAACAAGCGGUCAGCCAAGUCCUUCAUUUGAAUCUUCAAGGGAAAAUGGCAGUCUUCAUGGAAAAAGCUCAGAUCUCUCCACAGACAUAGAAAAGUUGAAACCUCAAGAGGGUUUUGCAGACAGUCCUCAUUACAGUGAUCACUUGAAUGACAGUCGAUUAGGGCCCCAUGAAGGAUUGUCCCCGACACCUUUCAUGAACUCAAAUCUGAUGGGAAAAGCCUCAGACAGAGGUCCGUUUCCAUUGUACGGUAGAGAUACGGGGUUACCAGGCUGCCAACCUAGUCUGCUUCGGUCAGAUUUGGGGCUUGGAAGUCCGGGUCAGCUGUCAUCCUCGGGAAAACCUGGAACACCCUACUACCCAUUUUCUGGCACAAAUCAGCGCCGAAGACCACUUCAUGAUUCACCAGCUCUUGAUCCUCUACAGACGAAGAAAGUAAGAAAGGUGCCCCCCGGUUUGCCUUCUUCUGUGUACGCACCAUCUCCGAGUUCUGAUGAUUUCAACAGAGAAUCUCCAAGUUACCCGUCUCCUAAGCCACCAAGCAGUAUGUUUGCUAGCACUUUCUUUAUGCAAGAUGGGACCCACAAUUCUUCUGACCUCUGGAGUUCAUCCAAUGGCAUGAGCCAGCCUGGCUAUGGUGGGAUGCUGGGAGGCUCUUCUUCCCACAUGUCCCAGUCCGGCAGUUACGGCGGCCUGCACGCACAUGACCGUUUGAGCUAUCCCCCACAUUCAGUCUCGCCUACAGAUAUAAAUGCCAGUCUUCCUCCAAUGUCUAGCUUCCAUCGGGGCAGUACCAGCAGUUCACCUUAUGUAGCUGCCUCACACACUCCACCUGUCAAUGGAUCAGAUAAUAUUCUGGGAAACAGAGGAAAUGGUGCUGGAAGCUCACAGACAGGUGAUGCACUUGGAAAGGCAUUGGCAUCUAUUUAUUCUCCUGAUCAUACCAGCAGUAGUUUUCCAUCAAAUCCAUCAACACCAGUUGGAUCGCCAUCGCCUCUUACAGAUGUGACUACAUAUACUGAACAUAAUCUGAAGAAGAAAGAACUCAGCAAUCUUUUUAUGGUGACACUGGCAGAAGGUGCCAGUCAGUGGUCUAGGAGUGGAGGACAAGCCCCCUCAUCUCCAAACUAUGAAAACUCUCUACACUCCUUGAAAAAUCGAGUUGAACAGCAACUUCACGAGCAUUUGCAAGAUGCAAUGUCCUUCUUAAAGGAUGUCUGUGAGCAGUCUCGAAUGGAGGAUCGCUUGGACAGGCUCGAUGAUGCCAUUCAUGUACUCCGAAAUCAUGCCGUGGGGCCUUCAACAAGCCUCUCCGGUGGCCACGGAGAUAUACAUAGUUUAUUGGGACCAUCCCACAAUGGGCCAAUUGGAAGCCUGAACUCAAGCUAUGGAGCAUCCAGCCUUGUAACAACCAGCAGACAGGCAUCGAUGGUUGGGACUCACCGGGAAGAAAGUGUCAGCCUCAACAGCAACCAUUCGGUUCUUCCCAGUACAGUUUCUGCUCAGAGCACAGAAUUAAAUCAUAAAACACAAGAAAGCUACAGAGCACUGUCGGGGGGCUUACAGAGCCAGUCUGUGGCUAUUGGUCCAACAGAAAUCAAGUCUGAACAUAAGGAGAAGGAUGAAAACAUCCAUGAACCCCCCUCAUCGGAUGACAUGAAAUCAGAUGAUGAGUCCUCCCAGAAGGAUAUCAAGGUCUCGUCUAGAGGCAGAACAAGCAGUACUAAUGAAGAUGAGGAUUUGAACCCAGAGCAGAAAAUAGAAAGAGAAAAGGAGAGGAGAAUGGCAAACAACGCUAGAGAACGCUUGCGUGUACGAGAUAUUAAUGAGGCAUUUAAAGAACUUGGCCGUAUGUGUCAGCUUCAUCUGAAAAGUGAAAAACCCCAGACGAAACUGCUUAUCCUUCACCAGGCUGUGGCCGUCAUCCUCAGCCUGGAGCAGCAAGUGAGAGAGCGAAACCUAAACCCUAAAGCAGCCUGCCUUAAGAGAAGGGAAGAAGAAAAAGUUUCUGCCGUAUCGGCAGAGCCGCCAACACCACACCCAGGAAGCCACCCUGGCCUGAGUGAAACUACCAACCCUAUGGGUCAUAUGUGAACACCAGCCAGAAUUCCAGAAUUAUUGGUAGGAUACACAGAAGGUGACCUUUCCUCACAAGGACACAGACAACUAACAUUGUAUGAAGACACAAACCUGACAGGAGAAAACACUUGAAGCAAGAAACCCAAAUGCAAUCUUAUGAUCAAAGCUACUGGUCAACACCUGCAUCAGGAUUGAAGAUACGAGAUCUUCAGACAGAAUUUCAGCCCGUGAAAUACUCUGAACAUAUCAUUCUGUUGCAAGCAGUGUGUCGCUUCUGCACAAUCAGAGACUGUUGUGAUCUCUCCACUCAUUGUGGAAGUUGCCUUGUGCCUAAACUGAAUUGACAAAUGCAUUGUAACUACAAAUUUUAUUUAUUGUUAAUGGAACUGUAAAGGUCUACAUAUAAAGGGAAAAGUUAACAUGUAAAAGCUGAGAAAACUUCAGCUGGAUGCCAGCAUUUACUAAAGCUGUUCACAUUCAGAGAACAAAGCAGUGACAACCGUCGACCCGUAGCAUUCCCAGCAUACCUAUUAGUGUCUUAAAAAAGGAAGGGAAAAGUCUCGUUGUCCUUUCCUCUCCUUUUGCCAUAUGACUAGUGUUUUCCAUGCAAUAGGAAACUAUUCCUUGGUAUAGCUUUUUUUUAUGUUAUUUUUGGUCUCUGGUAAUCUGAACAGUUAUGGUCAUAGUUCCCCUUCCAUGCUGAGCUCCUUGCUUCGAGCCGGUAAGAGGCCUCGCCAAGGCUGCGGGCAGGAGCCGUACUGUGGCCAUAACAUUUCUUGGAUUUAAAAAGUGAUUUUUAUUUUCCCUCAGUCUUUCCUCAAACGUUUUUUUUUUUCUAAUUAUAAACAAAACCUUUUUAGGCUUCUAGGCUUCAUAGUAAAGCUUGUAACGUGAAGUGUAAAUUGGGUGGGGAGAAUCUACUUUGUUAGAGUUGCUUUGUUUUCCGAGCAGUAAGUACUACAUAUAGUACAUGUAAAGUGUUAGCUGUACGUAAGCACAAAACGCAUUAAAAUACAAAGGAGAUUUUUUUUUCAGGCUGUAAUUGUGGUGAAUAGUAAAACCCGAAAUUCACCGUGGCAGGUAGUGUGAUGACAUAACCCCGGCGAGGUGGGCUUCCUUACAAUGGAAUAUAAAGAGCAAUGGUCACCGGUUUUUCCUUACUGUAUACAUUAAUUAUCUGUCAUUUUUGUAUGGCUUGUCAGUGGAGAGAAAAAUAGUGUGAAUCAAAUGCAAACAAGUGACCCCCUCCCAAGCCAUAUUAGCAUUAAAUGUUUCUCCACCGGAACAGCGUCCAUAAGUAUUCCUGCGUCAGAGAUGUGUUGGAAUGGUUAAAAUCCCUUGGAACUUCCAUGGAAAGCGUCUUCCACUGCAGUGACCAUGGGAGGGAAUUGCCUCAGCCAAGGCUGUCUGAGCUGUCGUUUCUAUAGCGCAUCUUUCCUCACCGGCAAUCGGUUCACACGUAAACCAGGAACAAAGCAGUAAUUUUGAUGAAGUCGUUUAAUUUGAAAGAACAAAAGACGGAUCGUUAAAAUAAACUAAUGAAUUUAAGCUCAUGGUUUGGAUGGUUCCUAACAAAACAGUUUGUGGAAUUAGUGGACUCAUUUCUAUUACUUUAAUUUGCAUAUAUCAUCGAAUAACACCUGAUUAUAUCUGUGGCCUUGUUCUUCAUUUCAGUGUUUAUCAGCUAAACGGAUUUGUUGCUUAUGACGUGUGAAAGUGAUCACGUGCCACUGCCUGGCCUUUUUCCUUCUAAGCUUGUUGUCUUUUUGGCUAUAUUAGACUUUGCAGUAUGCCCAGAAGCUUUCCUUCAUAAAAUAGAAAGAAAAAAACAUUUGGCUUAUUUUUCACUGUAGCUAGUCUUUUAUACAAUAAUCUUGUAAGAAAAUUUCUUGAAUUCUAAAUAUUACUCUUUCUAGAUUUUUGAAAUCGAAAAAGUUUUCAGUAAAAAGUUUCUUACUUUAUUUUACUAUAUUAGGUAGUAAAAAUGUAGGGUUAUUUACCAUAACCUGUUCAUUAAUAUCAGAAAUUUACAAUAGCAUUGUAAGACCAUAGUAGGGUUCUAGCAUACCGUGUAGUACCUAUGGAGUAUUGUAAGAGCUAAUUGUCCGAGAUGAAUUGCUUCUCAUCUUGUUCUCCAGUUUCCAUUGUUGGUUUAUUGCAGAUUUGUACCCUGUGUCAAAUUUCAAGGUAUUGCUGAUAAACCUUUCCAACCAGCAGCAAGAAGUUCAAAAAAUUUCUGUCGAUGUAACAGAAAACACUAUGUAUAUAACAUUUAUGUAGCAAUAAAUGUGCCAUCUUUUUUUAA
This is a messenger RNA of Cuculus canorus (common cuckoo), 4725 nucleotides long. It is a transcript of the gene TCF12, whose product is annotated as transcription factor 12. Bases 162 to 2435 code for a protein of 757 amino acids. Gene Ontology annotation, biological process: regulation of transcription by RNA polymerase II. Gene Ontology annotation, cellular component: transcription regulator complex. The transcript has 23 exons. Lineage: Eukaryota; Metazoa; Chordata; Aves; Cuculiformes; Cuculidae. The record is from RefSeq and is a predicted model, not a curated record. Gene Ontology annotation, molecular function: DNA-binding transcription factor activity, RNA polymerase II-specific; protein dimerization activity; RNA polymerase II cis-regulatory region sequence-specific DNA binding.